Lethenteron reissneri (Far Eastern brook lamprey) is the source of this 3916-nucleotide messenger RNA. RefSeq names its product ERI1 exoribonuclease family member 2 (gene ERI2). Gene Ontology annotation, molecular function: 3'-5'-RNA exonuclease activity; nucleic acid binding. The record is from RefSeq and is a predicted model, not a curated record. NCBI's taxonomy places the organism in Eukaryota, Metazoa, Chordata, Hyperoartia, Petromyzontiformes, Petromyzontidae.
GUCACGGCUGGGAUAUAAAUUCAAAAAGUCGCCUCUCUCUCCCCACCGCCACGCGGCUGAUUUUCUUGAACGAUUUUUGUUUAAAAAACACAUCAAUAAAGAUGUUCACAUAUUUACGGAGCCGGUGAACUUACAACUCGACCUUGCGAGCGAUGAAGAAAACCACGAAGCAACUUGCAAAGGAACUUGGGUUUAUCAGAAAACGGACGUCAUCUCCGUCGGUUGCUGGAGCAACUGAAAAACGAGUACGAUCACAUCAACUAUUCGCCUAUCUCAUCGUCAUUGAUUUUGAAUCAACCUGCUGGAAUGAUGGGCGGCCACGCAAUGGGCAAGAAAUAAUUGAGUUUCCUGCCGUCCUGUUGAAUGCCGCCAAUGGACAAAUUGAAAAUGAGUUUCGCACGUACCUCCAACCACAGGAGCAUCCUUUACUCUCCGCCUUUUGUACAGAGCUUACAGGUAUUCAGCAGCACCAAGUGGAGGCUGGCGUGCCCUUGCACAUUUGCCUCUCGCAGUUUGGUCACUGGCUCAGGAAACUGCAAGAAGAGAAGAACAUUGUGUUUGCAAGGGACCUUGAGAGGGAUGCAUGCGAAGGCAAGAAGCCGUGUGCGUUUGUAACAUGGUCAGACUGGGAUCUAGGAGUGUGCCUCAAGGGCGAGUGUCAGAGGAAACAGAUACGAAGACCUGAUGUUCUCAACAGCUGGAUUGAUUUGAGAGUAACUUACCGGAUGUUUUAUGAACGCAAGCCAAAGGGUCUGAAUGGAGCAUUGCAGGACCUUGGUAUAUGCUUUACUGGAAGAGAGCAUUCAGGUCUUGAUGAUGCCAGAAAUACAGCACAGCUGGCGUGGAGGAUGAUUUGUGACGGAUGCACCAUGAAGAUCACCAAGUCUAUCGAUAGAGCACAGGGAUAUCGUUCAAGUGUCCCACCGGUCAAUACGCCAGCAGAGGAGAGGGGGUCCAGCAAAGGGCUUGAUGAAAUAGCAGGCCCCAGCAGAAGAGCAAUGACAUACUCUGAGCAUUCGGAGAUUAACACAAAACGUGCCUCAAUUCGCAGCCUCGAACGGCAAAGAAAAUGGGCAACAGGUGCGUCCACCUACUGCGUCUAACAGCACCAAUGGUGAUCACUUUCUUGGUCAAGGCAGCUCUUCAACAGCCCACAAUUCCGUGUUCCAGAGCAUUGUUUCUCCUUGUACCUUAAUAGCAGGAAAUGUGUCCGUAGGACAUCUGAAUGAAACUGACAGGAGAAGUGUAUAUUUAGCACCGGAUACGUCUGUUGUGCAAAGGCUACUUCUGCACAAUAGUCCCAAUGUUGCCAAUACUGGUCGGUCACCGACCACUGCUGAACACGUCAUGGUGCCCACCGUGAUGAGUAGUGGAGGCGGUGUCAAUAUGAACUUGACUGAUAAACAUCUUGGAGGGCAGCAGAUGAUGACACCGCCUCUGGUGCGCAGUGGUGGUUUCGCAUCACCCGUCCAGGGUUACUCAAAACAACAGAAGGAUGAUGAUGCCUCAAAUCGACAAAUCUUCACAACUCCGAUGUGCGUCAGUCGGACGUUACGUGUGUGCGACCAGUCUACACCAAAAUGUGACGUUUAUACACCUCAGAAUGGGCUGUUUAAAAAGCCAAGUCCACCGACGGGCAGCGCUUUGAAACAGCGAAACACAAAUUACAUGCCGACUCCAUCAAACCCACAGACCGGCAAAUGUAAACCCGCAGAAGGAUUUGUCUUGUGCGGUGAGAAGAAAAGUUCACCAGAUGUCGUCUUCCGUGGAAGCGAUUCUAGGAAUGGUACACUGACACCUGUCAAUCUCACCUCGUGGAGAUCGAUGACUGUUACGCCAGUGACCUCCACUUCCAGAAAUUCGUUCGUGGGCAAGGUGACCCCACCUCUGUGUCAGUGUGGGCGACGCUCGAAACGACGCACCGUUUCCAAAGCGGGCCCGAACGAGGGAAGGAUGUUCUUCUCCUGCCGUGUUAGCAAAGCUCUUGGCUGUGAUGGAGACUGCAACGGCUGCGGAUUUUUCAAAUGGGAGAGUGCCUAUCUGGCCCAGCAGUUCAAAUGAAAACUUCUGCCAUUGUGACUAUAACCUGUUUUACUGUUUAGCUUGCCCAAGGUGCACACAAGAAAUCACGUGGUCUGAUGUCCAAACACUGCAUAACUAAUGUUUACAAUGCCGACUCCACAUUUCCACAUUUUUCCCAAGGAUAUGAGUAUGUCGUAUAAUGGGCCUGUCAUAAAAUGAUUUAUGCCCAUGUGAGUUUCGCACAAGAAUGAAAAAUGAUUUGAUCAUGGAUACAAUUAUAGGGUGUGCAUGGUCGAUUUUUUUUUAGAUAAUAAAAGUUGUGCAGCGAUAUUACUUUCUAUAUUUGACCAGCCCUACAGUAAAAGCAAAUGUGUUUUCAGCCUUAAACUCCCAAAUGUCCUUAGAGACAACUAAAAAGAAAACAGCCCUAAAUAUUGCAUAUGAUGACAUAUCUGUGUGUGUGUAUAUAUCUACAGCCUUGUCAGCACUGCAUGAUGAAGGCCUUCCCAUGGUUUGUGAGUUUUGGGGGUUAAUUGACCAUACUUCACCACGCUGGCCAAUGCGGUUUCGUGAACGCUGACUGCACAGUGUGAUCUUCGUGUGCGCUGCCCUCUUGUGAAUGUUCUUGACGCUGUAAAUGUAUUAGACAUUGUAGAAAUAUACUGUAACUUGUAGCAGAUUGAAACGCGCAUGCGAGUAAUUUCGUGUUUGACUUGACACCCUUGCAAACGAGAGAUGUUCCAUCUCGAGCGGUUUACCCAAGUGAAAUAUUUCAAUGAAUAAACUGGGGAGCAUAGUAGUGCAACACAACAUUCGACGGUUGAUGCAGUGCAUCGGUGACCGCCCAUACAGGCACGAUCCAGGCUCAAGGCUGCUGUGCGUCCCAACGUGUGACUUGAUCACGUGACCGUUAUUUAUGAAGCAUCACCGUCUCGUGUUCACAUUUGCAUUGCGGCUCUUGAGACAUUGAGGGUGUUUUUUGUUGUACCGAUUUCAAAAAAAUUGUCUCUGUCAUUUUGGUUCCCGACCCCUGGCCGAUGCUGACUGCCGUGUGUAGAAUGGCAAUGCCUCGACUUGCCAACGAGUGGCACUGCAGCUCGGAGUUCAAUUUAGCAUUGUGUUUACGUUACUUAAACAGAAACAUUUUACAAAAUGACAAUGGUUAAAACAAGUGGAUUGUGUUUAUUUUGCAUGUUUAGUCAAUUCAACAAAUCGGCACAUUGACUUCGUGCCAACAAAUUAUUGCCCUCAUUUAAUUUCAGGUUUCGCAGCAACAAGUGGUCAAUCUGCCCUGACCAAUUGACCGCCCACAGCCAGUGCAGUGAUAAUUGUUUUUUUUACCCUUUUAUCUAGCAACAAAUAAAGCUGUCUCGGGUGUGGACCAAUCAAUUUUCAAGGACAGUGCAUACAUUAUCGGAGUUAUUUUUUUGUUUGCAUUCCGACUACAGGUAUUGUGGUCAAUGCAAACAUGACUUCUUGUAAAAAAGGUGUCUGUUAUGUUGCCAGAUAAAAGGGUAAAAAACCAAUUAUCAUAUUUUGUUACUGGCAAAUGAGGUGCCAGUGCAUUGUUCGUGUGUGCACGGUGUCACGGUAAUUCUCUAUAGAUGGUCACACAUCCGAUAUCCUCACAAAUUCGCCUAUAGCCGCAGUCCCCAUAGAGUAGAUUAUGCGACAUUAUACUGUAACAAAAACAAUAUCAAGAGUUUUGUAUUUUACAAACGUGUGCAUUUCAAAUUAUGUAACAAUGUAUACAUCCACUUGUGUUUAUAUACAUACGGCGUGAACAUAUGAAUGCUUUGUGAAAUAAUGUUUCGGAUAGGAAUUACAUUUCCAUUGAACUUAUCAUUGUAUUUACAUGUUUGAAGUGUAUCACUACAACUUGUAAUAAACACAU